This is a messenger RNA of Neogale vison (American mink), 2957 nucleotides long. It is a transcript of the gene DCUN1D3, whose product is annotated as defective in cullin neddylation 1 domain containing 3. NCBI's taxonomy places the organism in Eukaryota, Metazoa, Chordata, Mammalia, Carnivora, Mustelidae. Bases 241 to 1155 code for a protein of 304 amino acids. Gene Ontology annotation, molecular function: cullin family protein binding; ubiquitin-like protein binding; ubiquitin conjugating enzyme binding. The record is from RefSeq and is a predicted model, not a curated record. Gene Ontology annotation, biological process: positive regulation of ubiquitin-protein transferase activity; protein neddylation. Gene Ontology annotation, cellular component: ubiquitin ligase complex. The transcript has 3 exons.
CAGUGGUGGAAGAAGAGGCGGCGGCGGCGCGGGUAGGGAGCCUGGAAACGCGAGCGGGGAUGGUAGGUGGUUUGGACCCGCCGGGCCGCCGUCGUUUCCAGAAAGGGUUUGACUGGAGGAACCUCUGGAGCAGCUGUUGGCUGGCUCCUCUGGCUGAUGGCAUGUUGAGGCACAUGGGCCAGUGGCAGCGAGGGCAUCUGAUCCAGAGGGGGCCACUCUAGGGGCCAGGCCAUCAGCACCAUGGGCCAGUGUGUCACCAAGUGCAAGAAUCCCUCAUCCACCCUGGGCAGCAAGAACGGAGACCGUGACCCUGGCAGCAAGUCACACAGCAGGCGGAGCGCAGGCCACCGCGAGGAACAGCCACCAGCCUGUGGCAAGCCAGGUGGGGAUAUCCUUGUCAAUGGGACCAAGAAGGCAGAGGCUGCCACCGAGCCCUGCCAGUUGCCAACGUCCUCUGGAGAUGCUGGGAGGGAGCCCAAGUCCAAUGCCGAGGAGUCUUCCCUGCAGAGGCUGGAAGAAUUGUUCAGGCGCUACAAGGACGAGCGGGAGGAUGCAAUUUUGGAGGAAGGCAUGGAGCGCUUUUGCAAUGACUUAUGUGUUGACCCCACGGAAUUUCGAGUGCUGCUCUUGGCUUGGAAGUUCCAGGCUGCUACCAUGUGCAAAUUCACCAGGAAGGAGUUUUUUGAUGGCUGCAAAGCAAUAAGUGCAGACAGCAUUGAUGGGAUCUGUGCACGGUUCCCUAGCCUCUUAACGGAAGCCAAACAAGAGGAUAAAUUUAAGGAUCUCUACCGGUUUACAUUUCAGUUUGGUCUGGACUCUGAAGAAGGGCAGCGGUCACUGCAUCGGGAAAUAGCCAUUGCCCUGUGGAAACUAGUCUUUACCCAGAACAAUCCUCCAGUAUUGGACCAGUGGCUAAACUUUCUAACUGAGAACCCCUCGGGGAUCAAGGGCAUCUCCCGGGACACCUGGAACAUGUUCCUUAACUUCACUCAGGUGAUUGGUCCUGACCUCAGCAACUACAGUGAAGACGAGGCGUGGCCAAGUCUCUUCGAUACCUUUGUGGAGUGGGAAAUGGAGCGAAGGAAAAGAGAAGGGGAAGGGAGAGGUGCACUCAGCUCAGGGCCCGAGGGCUUGUGUCCCGGGGAGCAGACUUAGUGGCUCUAUCCCAGGAGCAGCAGCAGCAGCAAGGAUCUGCCUGCUGCCCUGCAGCCAACCGAGGAAUUGGACCUUUCUGGAAAUUACUGAAGAUCCAGAUAUUUUCUACUUUACACCUUUCUCUGCCUUGUAUCUGAAAGGGCUCUAAAAUGCUGUAUCAUGUUUUAGGCACUUUCUUCACUUUUUGGUUAUUUUGGUUAUUUCUUUUGGGGGGCUUCCCCAAAAUAUUUGAACCUGGCUACAUGUUGUGUAUUUUUUUUUUUUUUUUUUUGAAGCCUUCAGAUAGAAUAAGCCUGCCAUUUCUUGCACAAAUUAGAUUUCUUUGUGGGGGAGGGUAUAGAGCAGGGAGGGGGGAAUGGGACGGUUAGGUUGAAUUAACAUUACAAGAUGAUACAGUGCCAGAUCUCAGUUUUGCAUAUUCUGUUUUUCAGGGCAGGUCUGUACUGUGUGUAGUGCUGUUUACAUGGUUGAAUUUAGGUUGUAAUAAUUAUUUUAAAAGAUUUACACAGAAUUGAAUAGCAGUGUUAACUGUUAACCAUAUUGCAUUAAUUCCCAGGCGAUUUAAAGCUCUUGGAGAGCCAAGGCCAGCCAAGAGCAUUUGUAGUCUGGUGACAACCCCCUUUUAAGCUAAUUUAUCCAAAACCCUUAUUUUCUUCACUUCUUGCUCAUUCCUUCUUUGACCUAUUGCAUUUCAUGUUGAGUUUAUCCAUCAACAUGCUGCACCUGUCAGUCAAGUGAGCAGUUUUGGUUUUUUUUUUGUUUUUUUUUUAGAACACAUAGUACUGAGAACCACUUAAGCAUUGAAUGCAGAGAAAGCAGUGCUACCUCAGUUUUGCUGGAAGUAGACUUUGAUAGUUUUCUUUUUUCGAUGAAUUUUCUGUAUUUUCAUGUUGUAAGUGAAAAUACCUUUUUUUUUUUUUUUUUUAAUUUGCCUUGGAGCCAAAGUUUCUGUUCCUGGUGGUCGGAAAACUGUGCCUGCCGGCCAGCUGACUUGAAGGAAAACUGUGGUAUGGAGCUCUGCUUGAAUUUUUUUUUUUUUUUUUUUAAGUUUUUUUGAGUAUCAUCAGCUUACUUGUCUGGCAAGUGCAGAUGCCUGGGGCUGGCCUGAACUCUGCCAAACAAAUAUAGAAGUGUAUUUAAUAGUUAAACGUGUGCCCUUUCCCUUCUUGCUGCACCCACGUUGUCACUUAACCCCCAGGAGUUAUUUAUUAUCUUCUUUGUUAAUGUCAGGCUCAUUUGGGGUAAUGUGAUGACUGUUUAGGUUUACAUGACCCUUCUCUCCUUCCCCUACCCCCAAAUAUGUAUAUAUACAUAUAUAAGAUAUGUAUAUAUUUUACCUAUAUAAAAUAUAUAUAUACACAUAUAUGUAUCUAUAUUCCUUUGUUUCUUUGCCUGCUAAAACUGGCCAUAAAAGAGGGAGCUGCCUUCAAUAUAUAACGCAUAAGAAGAGUGCCAGGGAACAUCAUAAAUGGAGGUUUUUAAAUCUGAAUUUGGACCAUCCUCACUAAAGAGAGGAUGAAUUUUCUCAGCCUUUUCCUCACAAGAGGGAGGCCCAGUUCCCCAGAUUCCUCCACAUGCUUGCUCCAUAAGGCCAGCUUUGGCCAAACUGCCACACAGGAGCUGACUCUGGUCCUACCUGGUUUCAGUAGAGGGUCCUCUUGUUAUUUUUCCAUUAAAAAAACAUGUCCUCAAAAAACUGUACUGGAAGGGUGGGUGGCAGGAACUUGUACAGUUCAGCUCCCAACACUUGGGAACAGAUUGAAAAGGGAAUCUUUUAAAUAAAAACUUACAAAAUAUUUAUA